AUGCAGGCGCUGCUCCCGCCCGCUCUGCUCCUCGCUGGCCUGGCCCAGUUCUGCUGCAGGGCACAGGGCACUGGGCCAUUAGACACAACACCUGAAGGCAGACCCGGAGAAGCGUCAGAAGCACAUCGGCGUAAACAGUUUUGUCACUGGCCCUGCAAAUGCGCUCAUCAGAAGCCCAAUUGCCCUCCUGGAGUGAGCUUGGUGAGGGAUGGCUGCGGAUGCUGUAAAGUCUGUGCUAAGCAACCAGGGGACAUCUGCAAUGAGGCCGACGUCUGCGACCCACACAAAGGGCUGUAUUGUGACUACUCGGCAGACAGGCCUAGGUACGAGACUGGAGUGUGUGCAUACCUUGUAGGUGUUGGAUGUGAAUUCAACAGGGUACAUUAUCAUAAUGGCCAAGUGUUCCAGCCCAGUCCCCUGUUCAGCUGCCUCUGUGUGAGUGGGGCCAUUGGAUGCACGCCUCUGUUCAUACCAGAGCUGGCUGACACUGACUGCUCUCAAGCUGAAGGUGGAAAGAAGUCUAAUCAAUCAAACUGUGGCCUGGGACCAUUACAACAGCAGCUCUCAAGCUACAAAACAGUGCCAGCUUAUAGGAAUCUCCCACUUAUUUGGAAAAGAAAAUGUCUUGUGCAAGCAACAAAGUGGACUCCCUGCUCCAGAACUUGUGGGAUGGGAGUAUCUACUAGGGUAACAAAUGAAAACAGCAAUUGUGCAAUGAGAAAAGAGAAAAGACUGUGUUAUAUCCAGCCUUGUGACACUAAUAUAUCAAAGACAGUAAAGAUCCCCAAAGGAAAAACAUGCCAACCUACCUUCCAACUCUCCAAAGCUGAAAAAUUUGUCUUUUCUGGAUGCUCAAGCACUCAAAGUUACAAACCCACAUUUUGUGGAAUAUGCUUGGAUAAGAGAUGCUGCAUCCCUAAUAAGUCUAAAAUGAUUACCAUUCAAUUUGACUGCCCAAAUGAAGGGUCAUUUAAAUGGAAGAUGCUGUGGAUUACAUCUUGUGUAUGUCAGAGAAACUGCAGAGAACCUGGAGAUAUAUUUUCUGAGCUCAAGAUUCUACAAGCACAUGGAGGAAAAUUUAAGCCAUUUACUUCAAGUUUGGAAGACGAUAGCAAGCUUAGUAAUGUUCUGUUCAUUUGUAUAAAUGGUGACAUGAAAAACAAGUAG
Cynocephalus volans (Philippine flying lemur) is the source of this 1167-nucleotide messenger RNA. It is a transcript of the gene CCN6, whose product is annotated as cellular communication network factor 6. Gene Ontology annotation, biological process: signal transduction; cell adhesion. The record is from RefSeq and is a predicted model, not a curated record. NCBI's taxonomy places the organism in Eukaryota, Metazoa, Chordata, Mammalia, Dermoptera, Cynocephalidae. Bases 1 to 1167 code for a protein of 388 amino acids. Gene Ontology annotation, molecular function: heparin binding; integrin binding. Gene Ontology annotation, cellular component: extracellular matrix; extracellular region. The transcript is spliced from 6 exons.